AUUAGGUAUAUAGAUAAAAAUCAGGAAAGUCGUUCAGAGACGUGUAAGUAACAUGGACGCCGCUGAUGGCUUGGAACAGCUUUUCGCAGAGCAUACGGCCGUGCCUGCGUUAGCCGUGUUGCAGCAGCUACGGAAGGACUUGAGCCAGCAGCAAGCUCAAAAGCUGCUGAAGAACCACCGGGAUUGUCUUCAGUUGGGAACAUGUAGUUUUGGUCGGCGCGGUCGAGCAUCAUACGCAUUGCGGACGCAAGCCGAGGUGCAGCGUCUCUUUAACAUCGCCAACAUAUCCGAUGAAGACGCGGCGCACUUCUGGGCGACGGGUGUCGGUCUACGUUUACGUGGUCCGCAUGGUGCCGCAGCCGUCCGUGUGGCACAUCCACAUGAUGGCUGCGUGUGCGGCGACGGUACAGCCGACACGACAUCCUUGCUGAACGAUUCACAAGCAAACCGCGAUCAUGCAGAACAUGGAGAUCCGUCCUGCGGCACCGGUAAGUGCCUGCCAAUGUGGGCAUGUGAUUGGCGUCUUGGGCUUCUCUGCAGUUGCUGGGCUGUUCUGAAGGCACUGCGGACACCUUCAUCCAAGUCAACGGCAUCAUGUUGGAUCCUCACCGGCGCUUCCAAGCUCAUGCCUGCAACCCACCCACCCGGAUGAAGGACAACGCCCGCCGCUACCAACCCUUC
Messenger RNA from Volvox carteri f. nagariensis, 681 nucleotides. RefSeq lists its product as uncharacterized. The coding region runs from base 53 to 652 and encodes 199 amino acids. The transcript is spliced from 4 exons. The record is from RefSeq and is a predicted model, not a curated record. Lineage: Eukaryota; Viridiplantae; Chlorophyta; Chlorophyceae; Chlamydomonadales; Volvocaceae.